CAGUUUCUCACUGUCUAUGGUUUCUCACCUUUUCAAGUCGGGCGAGGAGGAAGAGCUCAACCUCAUCAACGAUUAAAGACAAUUAGAGUGGACUCUAGGGUCUUGAAAACGAGAGAGCGAGUGUUGGCCCUCACAGCUGUUUUCAAGAGUUUCUCGCCGUGAUCUUUAUGUGAGGACCGCGACAGGAGGAGAGACGCGGGGCUGUCAGAGACAGAGAGAGAGAGGCAGGUGGAGAUCAUUGUGUCUUCUUGGAUCUGUGCUCAUCCUCGCUUUUGAGAUCUCAUUGUCUGGUCCUCUGGUCCACAACAGGGAUAUAAACUGCAUCAGGAGGCAUCUUCCACUGCUUUUUUACCUUACCACACAGGUGUCCAUCCGGCUGUAUCAUGGAGGCCAUUGCCAAGUAUGAUUUCAAAGCCACUGCAGAUGAUGAGCUGAGUUUUAAACGUGGGGAUAUAUUAAAGGUAUUAAACGAAGAGUGCGAUCAGAACUGGUAUAAAGCAGAAUUAAACGGCAAAGACGGUUUCAUUCCUAAAAACUACAUCGAGAUGAAGGCGCAUCCGUGGUUCUUCGGGAGAAUCCCCAGGGCCAGAGCGGAGGAGAUCCUAAACAAACAGAGGCACGAUGGAGCCUUUCUCAUUAGGGAGAGCGAGAGCGCACCUGGAGACUUCUCGCUGUCCGUCAAGUUUGGCAAUGAUGUACAGCACUUUAAAGUGCUGCGUGAUGGUGCUGGAAAGUACUUCCUGUGGGUCGUGAAGUUUAACUCUCUCAACGAGCUGGUGGACUAUCACCGCACCACUUCCGUUUCCCGAAAUCAACAGAUCUUUCUACGAGACAUCGAGCAGGUGCCUCAGCAUCCAACAUACGUGCAGGCCCUGUUCGACUUCGACCCUCAGGAGGACGGCGAGCUUGGCUUCAGACGCGGAGACUUCAUUCAGGUCCUGGACAACUCUGACCCCAACUGGUGGAAGGGCGCCUGUCACAGCCAGACGGGCAUGUUCCCACGCAACUACGUCACGCCUGUCAGUCGGAACAUGUAAAGGAAAAAAAACAAGUGAUUAGUCAAUAAAUUGUAAUUAACGGCCCCUCACAUUCACAUGCAAUCAGACUACCCUACAUCUCCCCGUCAACACCCGUAAAGUCCUGUGAAAUUGAAAGCGGCACAGAGGAAUAGAAAUUGUUACUGAAAACAAGGAGAGAAAAAGAAAAGAAAAAAAAACGUAGUGGAGGGGCUGGAUGUUUCUUCCUCUGCCGUGGUGCCUGGGCGAAUCUGUUAUUCCUGAGAACCGUGACGUCUUCAUGAACGCUUGCAGUCCAGACUGAGCUGUUAGGGCGAAGGAAAGGCUGAAUCCUAGCAUAGUAAAACACACACAAAUUAAAACAACUAUGAUUCUGUCUGUAGAUUCAUCCUGCUGCUUCUGGCUUCUUUUCUAGUCUGCGAAUAGAAUUUUGUUUUGUUUUUUGUUUAGGCUGCAUGUUUAAAUCUCUUUAUAAUAGUAAAUCCUGAAGCUGUUUUUAAAAAGGAAAAAAAAUAUAUAUAUAAAAAUGUAAGAGUAAAAACUUGCAAAUGCAUUGUACAUCCGGGCUGUGGAAAAAAAAAUCACUUGGAGAGAGAAUCCAUUUUUUAAGAAUAUAUAUUAUAUAU
This is a messenger RNA of Carassius carassius (crucian carp), 1642 nucleotides long. Its product is annotated as growth factor receptor-bound protein 2. Gene Ontology annotation, molecular function: protein binding. NCBI's taxonomy places the organism in Eukaryota, Metazoa, Chordata, Actinopteri, Cypriniformes, Cyprinidae. The coding region runs from base 384 to 1037 and encodes 217 amino acids. The record is from RefSeq and is a predicted model, not a curated record. The transcript is spliced from 6 exons.